AGGCCUGAAAUGGUGGCUUUUUGUUGGACGGCUUGUUUUUGCAGGCAGAAGGCUGGCCUGAGUUUUUAGUCAUCCAUCAUUUCCAUUCAUUGUUCCAUUAUCAAUAAUUAGCCACCGGGUUGAAUAGAAGCAUUCCGCCCCCUGUGUUCAAAGCAUCCAUCAUGGCUCUCUCAAAUAAGACAUCCAGCAUCGCUAUGGCCCUUGCUGCUGGUAAGACCGCUUCGGUUGACAUCCCCAAGCCUCGCCCCGGCUUUCCCAUGGGUAGUCGCGACUUAACUCGCCCCGGGGCUCCUGCUUUGUUGCCUACACCGCCCAACUCUAUAUCGCCAACUUUGCCGCCUCAGGGGUUUCGACGCGAGCAUGUUGGUCAGUCGGGCUAUUCUCCGCUUGCCUCCUCGCAUGUGGACUCCGAUGUCGAUCUGGGAGAUGCGAGGGCGAACAACCUCGUUGCUCAUGACUUUGAUAUCACCGGAGCUAUCACACCUGGAAUGCUGGCCAAAUGCCAUCUUCCGGAGAUCAUGUUGCAGCACGGUCCCUUGGCCAUUCGCCAUCUGAUGGGCUAUUUGACAUCCUCUGUUCCCGGCUUCUCGAUGAUUCCCCCCGCCAAGGCGCGGAGACUGGUUGUGGCCGCGCUCGAGGGCCGAGGGUCUGAUGAGAAAGGCGCUGCGACUAAAAGCAAUGUGAUCUUCGAGAAGGUUGGAUGGGGUCGCUGGGAUGCACGGCGCCGUGGUGAGCCGUUGCGAAGAGAUGCGCAACGUAUGAACAUGUCGCCACCCUCCAGUCCCUCAGACACAUUCUCUCAGCGGGGCAUGCAGAUUCCCACCAAGCGGGAUAGUCUCCAGCCCUAUGGUACCAGCGUGGCGGGUGAUUCCGCCGUGUUCUCCUAUUCGACCGAAAUGGAGUUUGGCCGUCCCGAUAGCAGCAUGCUAGAAGACGAGGCGGACAAGAUGUCUCUCGACGGGGAUGAACGCGAGUACUGUUCAUCAUCCGAGGCUCCCGACGACGAAAUGCCGAUUGAAGACUGGGGCGAGGAAGAUGUGACGGAUGAGGAAGAUUGGGCACAGAUCGGUGCUGAUGCACUCCGUGCGCGAUCCCUCAACGCCACGGGCGGGCUCGUUCCCGGCAACGGCAGGUCGCCCCGAUUCCGGGGAGGAGGGCCGGCACCCUCUUCACUAGCCAAAUCCGCCCCGCGCAAUUUACCCGUUCAACAACUCGGGUUUAAUCCUCCUGACGGUCUCAUGAACGACGGGGAUGAGCGCGCUGCAGCUGCAGCUGCAUUGUUACGACUUGGAUCGAUGUGAUGUGAUUCGCGAUCAAUCGCCAUUGGUGAUCCACUAGGGUCC
This is a messenger RNA of Aspergillus homomorphus CBS 101889, 1343 nucleotides long. RefSeq lists its product as uncharacterized. Gene Ontology annotation, biological process: positive regulation of transcription from RNA polymerase II promoter by glucose. Bases 162 to 1301 code for a protein of 379 amino acids. The transcript has 2 exons. Gene Ontology annotation, molecular function: sequence-specific DNA binding. Gene Ontology annotation, cellular component: nucleus. Lineage: Eukaryota; Fungi; Ascomycota; Eurotiomycetes; Eurotiales; Aspergillaceae. The record is from RefSeq and is a predicted model, not a curated record.